Molecule: messenger RNA, 1005 nt
Organism: Vanrija pseudolonga
Lineage: Eukaryota; Fungi; Basidiomycota; Tremellomycetes; Trichosporonales; Trichosporonaceae
Gene: VIT1.2
Product: Vacuolar iron transporter 12
Exons: 4
Coding region: 1-1005 (334 amino acids)
Biological process (GO): intracellular manganese ion homeostasis
Cellular component (GO): fungal-type vacuole membrane
Molecular function (GO): iron ion transmembrane transporter activity; manganese ion transmembrane transporter activity
Source: RefSeq, a predicted model, not a curated record
AUGAGCGAGAAGACGUCCGAGACGCUUGCACCCGCCGCUGCUGUGCCCCUCCGCCUGCGGGCGGCGCCGCCCUCCGAGGUGGUGUGGGCCACUACGCCGGUUGCAGAGACGACGCAAGGGAUAGACCGGGUCGAACUUGGCCCUUCGGCAUCUGUCGACAGGUGCGACGCGGACGCCACCUCCCGCGAGGUUUGCUGCAAGGAGCUCGUGUCGCCAGACCAGCGCCAUCUCGUUGACCCGGCUAUCGUACGCGACAUCAUCAUCGGCCUGAGCGACGGCCUCACCGUGCCGUUUGCGCUCACCGCCGGCCUGUCGGGCCUCGGCUCUCCCAAGCUGGUCGUUACGGCCGGCCUGGCAGAGCUCAUCGCCGGCGCGAUCUCGAUGGGCCUCGGCGGGUUUCUCGCGUCCAAGGCCGAGCUCGACCACUACCGUUACCUCGCAGCGCAGACACACGCCAACGCCGCGCGCGCGUGCGACUCGGAGCUCGAGCGCAAGGUGUCUGCCAUCCUUGCGCCGGUCGGCGUCGGCGCUGGGGCCACGAGGGCGGUGUACAACGAGCUCCGGGCGAGCGAGGGGCAUGCUGUGGCUGGCGAGCUACCGCCCGCUGGCCGCACACGGCUGCUCGGGGUAUUCCGCCGCCCAGUCGCCGAGAACGCCAGCACGGGCCUCACGGCGUUCCUCCUCAAGUUCGGGGAAGGCCUCGAGCCCGUGCCCAUCUCGCGCCUGUGGAUCUCGGCGGGCACCAUCGGCCUGUCCUACUUUAUCGGCGGGCUCAUCCCCCUAAUCCCCUACUUCUUCGUGCACAGCACCGGGUUCGGCCUGCUGCUGUCUGCCAUUGUGACGGGCGUGAUUCUGUUCCUGUUUGGCGGGUUCAAGACGUACUUUACAGGCGCGCGCGGUGGGGUGUGGGGCUAUGCGUGGGGGUGCGUUAGUACGCUUAUUGUUGGUGGAUUGGCUGCUGGAGCUGCGUUUGGGCUCGUCAAGGCUUUGGGAGUCAAGGAGUAG